Messenger RNA from Brachypodium distachyon (stiff brome), 2440 nucleotides. Its product is annotated as zeaxanthin epoxidase, chloroplastic. NCBI's taxonomy places the organism in Eukaryota, Viridiplantae, Streptophyta, Magnoliopsida, Poales, Poaceae. Bases 126 to 2129 code for a protein of 667 amino acids. Gene Ontology annotation, biological process: abscisic acid biosynthetic process. The record is from RefSeq and is a predicted model, not a curated record. Gene Ontology annotation, molecular function: protein binding; FAD binding; zeaxanthin epoxidase activity. Gene Ontology annotation, cellular component: chloroplast; membrane. The transcript is spliced from 16 exons.
AGCCCAAGGUUGGUUCUAGAAGCGACGAAACUCAACCUUAACACCUCUCCCUGCGGCCACCGCUCCACCCCCUACUUGACUUGCCCAACGCCUUCGAUCUCCUCUGCAAGCUCUGACGCGCUCCCAUGGCGCUCCUCUCCGCUACCUCCCCCGCCAAGACGUCCCGCCUCUCGCUCUUCCUCCACGAGGAGUCCUCCUCCUCCUACUACUCGGCGCUGCAGCAGCACCACCACCAGAGCGGCGGGCUCCUCUGCUGCGGCGGCAAGAGGCUCAAGAGGGCGCGCGCCAGGCCGUGCGCGGCGGUAAUGCGGCCGCCGGACGCGGCGCCCGUCGUCGCGGCGGAGACGGUGGCUGGGAAAGGGGGGAAGAGGCCGCGCGUGCUGGUGGCCGGCGGCGGCAUCGGGGGCCUUGUGUUCGCGCUGGCGGCGAGGCGGAAGGGGUACGACGUGACGGUGUUCGAGCGGGACAUCAGCGCGGUGCGCGGGGAAGGGCAGUACCGCGGGCCCAUCCAGAUCCAGAGCAACGCGCUGGCGGCGCUGGAGGCCAUCGACAUGUCCGUCGCCGAGGAGGUCAUGCGCGAGGGAUGCGUCACCGGCGACCGCAUCAACGGGCUCGUCGACGGCAUCUCCGGCUCCUGGUACAUCAAGUUUGAUACCUUUACUCCUGCAGCCGACAGAGGGCUCCCAGUCACAAGGGUCAUUAGCCGCAUGACUCUGCAGCAGAUUCUUGCUCGUGCUGUUGGUGAUGAUGCUAUAAUGAAUGAUUGCCAUGUAGUUGAUUUUAAAGAUGAUGGCAACAAGGUUACUGCCAUAUUGGAGGAUGGGCGGGAAUUUGAAGGUGAUCUUUUGGUUGGUGCAGAUGGCAUGUGGUCAAAGGUAAGGAAGGCGCUUUUCGGGCAAACAGACCCAUCUUAUUCAGAAUACACUUGCUACACCGGAAUUGCAGACUUUGUGCCUCCUGAUAUUGACACGGUUGGGUACCGAGUGUUUCUUGGUCACAAACAAUAUUUUGUCUCUUCAGAUGUCGGUGGCGGUAAAAUGCAGUGGUAUGCAUUUCACAAGGAACCUGCUGGUGGUACUGAUCCUGAAAAUGGCAAAAAGAAAAGAUUGCUCGAGAUAUUUAGUGGUUGGUGUGAUAAUGUCAUUGAUCUGUUAAAUGCAACUGAUGAGGAAGCAAUUCUUCGCCGGGAUAUAUAUGACCGUCCACCUACUAUUGACUGGGGGAAAGGUCGCGUCACCUUGCUUGGUGACUCUGUCCAUGCUAUGCAGCCAAAUCUGGGUCAAGGUGGCUGCAUGGCUAUUGAGGAUGGUUACCAACUUGCUGUAGAGCUUGAGAAGGCCUGGCAGGAGAGUAUCAAGUCUAGAACUCCUGUUGACAUUGUUUCCUCUUUGAGGAGUUAUGAGAAGGAGAGAAGGCUGCGUGUUGCUAUUAUUCAUGGAUUGGCAAGAAUGGCAGCAAUCAUGGCUACUACUUACAGACCAUAUUUGGGUGUUGGUCUGGGACCUUUAUCGUUUUUGACAAAGUUGAGGAUACCACAUCCUGGAAGAGUUGGCGGGAGAUUCUUCAUCAAGUAUGGAAUGCCUUUGAUGCUGAGCUGGGUUUUAGGUGGCAACAGCUCAAAGCUAGAAGGAAGACCAUUAAGUUGCCGGCUUUCUGAUAAGGCGAACGACCAGCUUGGUCAGUGGUUUCAGGAUGAUGAUGCAUUGGAACAAGCUAUGGGUGGAGAGUGGUACCUCUUCCCUGUGAGCUCUGGAAAUGACUCUGCCUCGCAGCCCAUUCGUUUAAUUAGGGAUGAACAGAGGACACUCUCUAUUGGAAGCCGACCGGAUCCCAAUAAUUCUGAUUCUUCCCUGGCGUUGCCCUUGCCACAGAUAUCAGAAACCCAUGCUACCAUCACAUGCAAGAACAAGGCCUUCUAUUUGACAGAUCUCGGAAGUGAGCACGGUACAUGGUUUACCGACAACGAAGGUAGACGCUUCCGCUUGCCUCCAAACUUCCCAGUUCGUUUCCACCCAUCUGAUGCCAUUGAGUUUGGUUCAGAUAAGAAGGCCAUGUUCCGGGUGAAGGUGCUGAAUACGCUUCCAUACGAAUCGGCAAGAAGCGGAGGCCAAGUCCUACAGGCAGCAUGAGUGGAGACUUCAACCAUGAUUCCUGUCAUCAGCUACUGUACAGCAUUCAGUAAACAGCCGACAUUGCAUCACAGAAAGGAGAGAUAGUCUCCGUGAAAGGAAGUAAAGAGAAGUGAUUCUUGCAUUCGUCCAUAUGUCACGAACAGGAUUUUGUAUAGCUUCUGACAGAACUACUUUUGCAGUUCUACGAAAAAGAACUGAGGUGUACAAUAGGAAUAGGCAUUUUUAGCUGUUGCCGCUGUAAUACAGUACAUUGCUGUGCUAUUAACACAAGUUAAUAUAUUUCAUCAAGGUAGAAUGCAGUUACAACA